CUUGCCUCCCCAGCGCACUGGUCGGUUACACUGAAGUCUGGAGUAGUUCGCAUCGCGAUUUUCUUCAGUACUUUUAGUUAACCAUCUAACACCAUCUUUUCAUUUGCUACUUUUGAGUAACCAAUCGCCGUCAACUCAACAAGAUGGCUACAGGACCAGGAGUCGCAGCUCUUCAAGCAUGGGGCGGGCAGGUUGCCGCAUUCGGCACCGCCAACCAGACCGUCGUCGACAAGGUGGCACCAGAAAUGUUGCACAUGGUCGACCCUCACUGGUAUCAGUUCCCUCCUAUGAACCCCCUUUGGCACGGACUUCUGGGCUUCACCAUUGGAGUCCUCGGUCUCAUCUCAAUCAUUGGCAACGGAAUGGUCAUCUACAUCUUCUCUUCAACCAAGAAUCUGAAGACACCCUCUAACCUGCUGGUGGUCAAUCUCGCUUUCUCCGAUUUCUUGAUGAUGUGCGCGAUGGCUCCAGCUAUGGUUAUCAACUGCUAUAACGAAACAUGGGUAUUUGGUCCAUUCGCUUGUGAGCUCUACGGCUGUGCGGGAUCUCUCUUCGGCUGUGCUUCCAUCUGGUCUAUGACCAUGAUUGCCUUCGACCGGUACAACGUCAUCGUCAAGGGUAUCGCUGCCCAGCCCAUGACCAAGAACGGCGCUCUAUCUCGCAUCCUUUUCAUCUGGGCCUUCUCUCUCGCGUGGACUCUUGCUCCUUUCUUCGGGUGGAACAGGUAUGUGCCCGAAGGCAACAUGACCGCCUGCGGAACUGACUACCUGACCAAGGACUGGCUCAGCCGCAGCUACAUCCUGGUCUACUCAGUCUUCGUGUACUUCCUGCCUCUGCUCCUCAUCAUCUACUCUUACUACUUCAUCGUUCAGGCUGUUGCUGCCCACGAAAAGGCUAUGCGUGAACAAGCCAAGAAGAUGAACGUUGCUUCCCUCAGGUCUUCUGAAGCCGCCAACACCAGCGCUGAGUGCAAACUUGCCAAGGUUGCCUUGAUGACCAUUUCCCUGUGGUUCAUGGCGUGGACUCCCUACCUGGUGAUCAACUACACCGGGGUGUUCGAGAGCGCGCCCAUCAGCCCCCUGGCCACUAUCUGGGGCUCCCUCUUCGCCAAGGCUAAUGCCGUCUACAACCCCAUUGUAUAUGGUAUCAGCCAUCCCAAAUACCGCGCUGCGCUGUACAAGAAAUUCCCAUCGCUCUCCUGCCAGGCUUCCCCUGAAGAUGGCGGUGACGUGGUCUCUGCCACCACUGCCGUCUCCGAUGAGAAACCCGCUGCGUAAACUGUCAAACUGCUCAUUGGACUAGCCAUUGGAUUUUGGUCAAAACCUUCAAGAACAGUUUCUAUUUUUAUAGUUUCUUUGAUUGUAACUUCAAAUUAUUUGCUCUUUUGGUAACAUCACGGAAUUGUAAGUUCAAUUUUCUUUAGUAUCAUCAACUUUAGACCAAUUUUCGUUUUGGUUAUUCCUUCCACAAUGGGCUUUUACAUCUAUAGUUUGACGAAUUUUUUUACCUUUUUAAAUCCUAUUAUUAUUAUCGACCAUUGUAAAUAUCUUGUCAUCUGAUCCAUGGCGGCUGAGCGGUGCUGAUCUCCAACUGAGACUGCUCCCCUAGAAUAAGUUCGACCGAUGUAAACACGACUUGGGCUAUGUAUGGAUACCGAAUAAACUUUAUUAUCAAGCAAGGUGGUCAUUGCCACAUA
This is a messenger RNA of Ostrinia nubilalis (European corn borer), 1696 nucleotides long. Its product is annotated as opsin-1-like. Gene Ontology annotation, biological process: phototransduction; visual perception; cellular response to light stimulus. Gene Ontology annotation, molecular function: G protein-coupled photoreceptor activity. The transcript has 9 exons. Gene Ontology annotation, cellular component: plasma membrane. NCBI's taxonomy places the organism in Eukaryota, Metazoa, Arthropoda, Insecta, Lepidoptera, Crambidae. The record is from RefSeq and is a predicted model, not a curated record. The coding region runs from base 144 to 1277 and encodes 377 amino acids.